Messenger RNA from Thecamonas trahens ATCC 50062, 2407 nucleotides. RefSeq names its product metal transporter CNNM4. The transcript has 2 exons. Lineage: Eukaryota; Apusomonadida; Apusomonadidae. Gene Ontology annotation, molecular function: transmembrane transporter activity. Gene Ontology annotation, biological process: transport; magnesium ion homeostasis. Gene Ontology annotation, cellular component: plasma membrane. Bases 125 to 2026 code for a protein of 633 amino acids. The record is from RefSeq and is a predicted model, not a curated record.
CGGGAGAGUACCAGUCUCUUGUCUUUGUGUGUGUGGAAGCUCUUGAGAGUAGCACACCUAGUCGUUUCCCCCUCCUCCCUCCUCUCAACCCCCCUUCCCCCCCGUCACGCCUCGAGGUGGGCGCAUGGCGACCGUGAUCAAUGCCACGACCUGUGUCCUGCCGACGGCUGCCGACGAGUCUGGUGGACUGCCCAUCUACAUCUCGCUGCUGCCGAUCCUGUUUCUGAUUGUACUCUCGGGGCUGUUUUCGGGGCUGACGCUCGGACUGAUGGGCCUCGACAAGGUCGGGCUGGAAGUUGUGAUGGCGUCCGGGACGCCCGAGGAGAAGCGGUAUGCGCAGAAGAUCUACCCUGUCCGGGUCAAGGGCAACUUUUUGUUGUGUACGCUGCUGCUGGGCAACGUGGCUGUCAACGCGCUGCUCUCGAUUCUGCUCGCUGACCUGACGUCGGGCGUGGUGGGCUUCCUCCUGUCGACGGUGCUUAUUGUGAUCUUUGGCGAGAUCAUGCCGCAGGCCGGGUGCUCGCGACACGGACUGAUGGUGGGCGCGUACACGGUGUGGAUCGUCAAGGUGUUCAUGUUCCUCAUGGCGCCGCUGGCCUGGCCGAUCUCCAAGGUUUUGGACCGUGUGCUCGGCCACGAGGUGGGCACCAUCUACACCAAGACGCAGCUGAAGCAGCUGAUGCUGAUCCAUGCACGCGAGCGCGACUCAGACCUCACAUCGGCAGACCACAAGCUGCUCUCGGGCGUCCUCGACUUUUCGCGCAAGUCGAUCCGGCACGUCAUGACCCCGAUCGCCAAGGCGUUCUCCAUCUCGGCCGACGCCCUGUUCGACUACGAGACGCUCGAGGCCAUCAUGGAGUCGGGCUACUCGCGGAUCCCGGUCCAUGAUGGGCCGGACCGCAACAUCGACUACCUUCUGGUGGUCAAGCACCUCGCGCUGCUCUCGCCCGAGGACCGGACCCCGAUCCGGACCAUUCUGCAGUUCUAUGGCAAGCCUGUCCAGCGCAUGUUUGACGACACCACGCUUGACAAGGCGCUCAAUCAGUUCAAGCGCGCCGGGCACUCGAACUUGGCACUCGUCCAGCGAGUCAACAACGACGGCCCUGGCGACCCGUUCUACGAGACGGUCGGCAUUGUCACGCUCGAGGACGUCAUCGAGGAGCUGAUCAUGGACGAGAUUGUCGACGAGACUGAUGUCUACGUCGACAACAUGGGUCUGCUCCCGGUCCAGGACUCGCAGCGGCCCAACUUUGCUGCCAUGCUCCGCCGCAAGCGGGCGGCGACCCAGCACCUAACCCCGCAGCAGCUCGAUGGCCUGUACGCGUACCUGCUCUCCAUGGUCGAGCCGUUUGGCGCCGACCACAUCGAGCCGUCGAUCCUCCGCAAGCUCUGCUCGCAGGGCACCGUCUCGACCAUCGACGGGCCGACCGAGGGCUCCACCGUCGCCGACCGCAAGGCGGUCUACCUCCGCGGCGAGCCGUCGACGCGCUUCACCCUCGUACUGCAGGGCAAGCUCGAGGUCCACGCCGGCGCCGAGGGCUUCCUCUCCUUUGCUGGCCCCUACUCGGUCCUCGGCAUCGAGCUCCUCACCGCCGACGACCCCGAGGGCUCGGACGAGGACGACGCUGACAGUGCGCUGCUGCGUGCGGGCAUGUUCGACCCCAACUUUACCGCCUAUCCCUCGACCAACACCGUCCAGAUUUGGCAGAUCACCCGCGAGCAGUACCGGCGGGCGGUCGAAGCGACACGGAUGCACGGCUCGAGCGGCGGCGACGGUGGCGGCGGCACCGCGGCCGCUGCCAUCAGCGCCCCGCUUGGUGGGCACUCGUCGUCGUCGGACCUCUGCUCCGAUGACAUGCACGCCGAACUCGAGCGUGACGAGAAUGCACCGUCGGCCGUCCGCUCGCCCAUCAACUCGGACGACGUCGGCGUCGAGCUGCUGGCCUCGACGCUGCCGCUCGACGAGUUCGCCUCGGGCGGCGUCGGCGAUCCGGAGCGCGGCGAGGUCCGCAGAGUACGGUUCUGAUGGCGCCAGCGCAAGCAACAAACACACAUGCAAUGCCUCGCACCGCCGCUGCCUACAGGGCCAUGACCACGCCGAGGUCCGAAACAAAUGCGUUGAGCGUGUCGCUCGCAAAGGCGAGGAUGUCGACCCACGUGUACUUUUUGACAAACUUGUCCCAAAUGUGCGAGAGCACCCGAGUGACGAGCUUGAGCGGGAAGGCGACGGUGAGGAGAAAGGCGAAUUGGUUCGGCCCGGCAAAGCCGAUCCACCCGUCGGUUGCCGCUGACGAAGCCGCAUCGGCGGCGUUGGCGGCGUCGGCGGCGUUGGCGGUGUCGGAAGCCUUGGUGACGGCGGUGAUAUUGGGCGGCAGCGUCCGAUUGCCGAUAAAGACGCGGAGGGAAA